Arabidopsis thaliana (thale cress) is the source of this 1693-nucleotide messenger RNA. Its product is annotated as F-box/RNI-like/FBD-like domains-containing protein. Bases 147 to 1514 code for a protein of 455 amino acids. Lineage: Eukaryota; Viridiplantae; Streptophyta; Magnoliopsida; Brassicales; Brassicaceae. The record is from RefSeq and is marked reviewed. The transcript is spliced from 4 exons.
GUCGUCAUCCGUCUCCAAAUUUUUUUAAUCGUUCUUCUCUAGUCAUAUCGCCGUCGUCGUAUGUCUCUCUCACAACAGGUUCAGUUUUGAUCGUUAUUGCGUUUGGAGUGUUUGCAUUACGAUAUCACUGGGAACCAACUUGGGGAAUGAAAAAUUCUGAAAGAUUUUCUGCAGCAAAGCCAUUGAUGGAACAAGGUGGCAAAAGUUCGAGAAAGCCAGGUUUUAUGAGUGAGGACAGAAUCAGUGAGUUGCCUGAAGUUUUGCUUCUGCAGAUACUGUCUUCACUUCCUACAAAACUUGUCAUAUCCACAAGUGUUUUGUCCAAACGAUGGCUAUCUCUUUGGAAAAUGGUACAAAGACUCGAGUUUGAAUCUUCUCGAAACAUAUAUGACUUUGCUGAAAACGUUACCAGGUCUUUGCUUUCACAUAAAGCUCCAGUUCUAGAGAGUUUGCAUCUGAAAGUUGGAGAUCAAUUUGAUGGUGUUUAUGUUGGAGUAUGGGCUACAAUUGCAUUUACACGCCAUGUUCGUGAGUUCGUACUCGAUCUUAGUUCUUACCAUGGCCCUCGAGUCAGAUUUCCAACUAGCUUGUUUUGCUUUGAUACACUUGAGACCUUGAAACUUGAUUACGUUUAUAUUUAUGUUCCUUGUCCGGUUUCUAUGAAGUCCCUUAGAACUCUUCACCUUCUAUCUGUGGUCUACAAAGGCGAUGAAUCUGGUCAUAAUCUUUUUGCUAGCUGCCCUAAUCUUGAACAUUUGGUCCUGCGUCGAGGUUUCUUCUUUGAUGCUGUAGUGAAUUUCAUCAUUGAUGCGCCAUCUUUGAAGACACUUUUGCUUUCCGAUCCCUUUAGUGCGCGAGAGAGUAGUAGGGGAUAUGUGAUAAAAGCUCCUUCUUUGAAGUACUUGGGAAUUGAAAGUGUAGAAGGUUUUGAGUAUUUUCUGAUUGAGAAUGUAACCGAGCUAGUUGAGGCAAAUAUUAGAAACGUUUCUAAGAUAGUCAAUGAGAAUAUUUUGGGAUCUCUCAAGUCAGCCAAACGUCUUUCCUUGGACUUAUCACCUUUGAAGAUUACAUAUCCUACUGAAGUUAUGUACCAUCAGCUGGUAUAUCUGGAGAUGCAUACACAUAAAGUGGAGUGGUGGAAUCUACUUACGCACAUGCUUGAUAGCUCUCCUAAACUACAAGUCCUCAAGCUCAUUGAUCGUGAGACUCGUCAUGAAAAUCUAGAAUUCGACAAAAAAUACAAGGACCAAGGGAAAUGGAAUCAACCAAAGUAUGUCCCUGAAUGUCUCGAAACGUUUAUGUGGAGAAAUUGCAAUUGGGGAAGAGAAGAAGAGAAAGAAGUGGCGACGUACAUUCUAAGGAACGCAAGACAGCUGAAGAAGGCAACUUUCUCUACGGAUCCCAUUGAAGCGAAGAGGCUCUGUAAAUUGGCCAAAAGACGUAAGAUGCGCGAGGAAUUGGAUGGUGUGGUCAUGACUUCCAAUUCAUGCCACCUUGUUUUUGAAUUCGAAUGAUCUUAUAUGUGUAAGAAUCCUUCUCAUCAAGCAGAGCUUUUACUACGUGGUGUUACUUUCAUUUGCUUAGAGAGAUUCAUGAACAAAUUAGUUUGGUUUGUCAGAGAAGUCAAGGAAAAAUUUAACUAGUAUUAUUUUUGGGUCAAAUGUUAUUAUUACCACAUACUCUUGUGCAAGAC